AUGGAUGAGGAUCACUGCUCGUUAAAUUAUUUGUCAAGCGUUGAUCCCUGCUACAGUUACACCAGUCUGGCCGAGCCUUGGAGAGCCACUGACAACUAUUACUCCUAUGGCAUGUGUGAUUAUAAUGUGGAGUGGAAUGGCUGGUACAGAUUGUUCUACAAUGGUGAAAAUGCUCAGAUGCCAGAAUCAUGUGUUAAUCAGUACAUGUGUGGCACUUAUGAGCCACUGUGGCUCAACGGCCCUCAUCCACAGCUGGAAGAUGGAGUGGUCACUCGUCAGGUCUGUGCUUCCACAUGGAGUGGCUGCUGUGCUUACACAUCCCACCCUAUAAGAGUCAAAGCCUGUCCUGGAAAUUACUAUGUUUAUGAAUUUGUCAAACCAAUGAUUUGUGGAGAUCACUGUGUAGAAGCCUCAAGGCAGGCCAUAACACCAGUGUCAACAGCAACAGAGACAAUUCUAUGCACAGAAUCCAUUGCUCCACCAAUUACAACCACUGCUCCUGUUGACCCCUGCUACAACUAUACUGUCCUGGACAAUCCAUGGAGAGCCACCAACAAUCAACAUUCCUCUCUAAUAAUGUGUGACUUUUGGGUCAGCUGGAACGGCUGGUACCGUCUCUUCAUUCAUGGUCAGAGCGUUCAGAUGCCAGACACAUGUGUUGAGGAGUAUAGUUGUGGCACUAAUGCUCCACUCUGGCUGAAUGGAGGACAUCCAACAGUUGAGGAUGGAGUGGUCACUCGAGAUGUCUGCGGUCACUGGAACAAUGACUGCUGCCAUUUCCAAUCCAAUCCCAUUAAAGUCAAAGCCUGUCCAGGAGAUUAUUAUGUCUAUGAGUUUGUGAGUCCAACUACGUGCAGUUUGGCAUACUGUGCAGUUAAUAGAAAUCGCUGUUCUGAGCUCAGCUGCUCUGAGGAUGAAAGGUGCGGGAUGAAUAAUGGUUUUUAUGGCUGUUUAUGUAAAAAUCACAGACAACGACAGCAUCAUGACUCUUUCAAUUUCUCAGAAAGCUGUGAAAGCGGUUCUGGCUCCAUGUCUGUGUCUCACUGUCAGCUCUUUGAGGCUGGUUUUCCUGCUGAUGUCUUGCACCUCAAUGAUCCCAGCUGCAGAGGAACGGUCCGGAAUGGCAGAGUGGAAUUCCAUUUUGAUAACGAUGAACACAUCUGUGGCACAAAUCUUGUGGCCAACGGCACCCACUUUAUCUAUGAUAACUUUAUUCUGGGGGCACCGAGGUCAGAAGGUCUCAUCAGCAGAGAGAAAAUCCUCAAGCUUUCUUUCAGCUGUGUUUAUCCACAAACACAAUCACUUUCCAUGAAUGUGUAAAUCAACCCACUGGAGAGUGUUGUGCACACCCUCCCGGCUGGUGAAGGCAGAUAUCAGGUGCGGAUGAUUCCAUAUGAGGAUGAUGAGUUUACUCGGCCCUUCACUGGUAGAGUGGAUGCAGAGCUGGACCAGAAGAUGAAUGUGGAAGUUUGUGUCGAGGGGGUUGACAGCCGUCAGUUUGCUCUGGUGAUGGACACGUGUUGGGCUACACCUGUGAAUGAUCCUGAUUACAGUCUCCGCUGGGAUCUCAUCGUUAGAGAGUGUCCCAAUCCAAAUGAUGACACAGUGGAGCUGCUGCAGAACGGCGUCUCGACAUCCAGCCGUUUCUCCUUCAGGAUGUUCAUCUUCACUGCAAACUCCACUAAGCUUUACCUGCACUGUGCUGUUCACCUGUGCCUUAUGUCGAGCAAUCGCUGCUCCUCAGGCUGUUACUCUGGGCAACAGCGGAGAGAGGGCCGGUCUCUGGACUUCCAUGACAGUGCUUCCAUAUCCAUGGGUCCUCUGACGAUGUCUGAAGAGAUUACAGAUAAGUGGCUUCCAGAUCAAGUGAAGGUGUCUGAGGCUUCUUCUCUGUGUGCUUCUCUGAUGCUGUUACUCGUUCCUCUUAUGAGUGUCUUGAGCCUCUUUUAUUAA
Molecule: messenger RNA, 1953 nt
Organism: Carassius carassius (crucian carp)
Lineage: Eukaryota; Metazoa; Chordata; Actinopteri; Cypriniformes; Cyprinidae
Product: pancreatic secretory granule membrane major glycoprotein GP2-like
Source: RefSeq, a predicted model, not a curated record